GCUUCCGAUCGCCGUCCCGUGAGUUCUUACAAAUAUAGAACAACUUACUAUGCAUCUACAGCAGGAAAAAAUGGAUGGAAGAGAGCAGUAAACUUACCUAUUUGUUGGAUAACUCAGCUCCUAUCUUGGUUCUUCAAACUCUAGGUUUUACCUCCAACUAGAACUUGAAAGGGAUAGAAAAUCAAUUGGGAUUUGUGAAAAAAUUUUAGGAGAAUUUUUGCAGAGAUUAAGUGCGGUUAUUUUGCCAUAUUAUCCUCUAUCCGCCUUUAAAGGAUUUGAUAAGUUAAUUAACCUGGAACUAUGUAGAGUCACAAUUUCUUCUGAAUUGCUCGAAAGUUUAAUAUCUCAUUGCCGGUUGCUUGAGCAAUUCGUGCUGGAAAUCCCAGAAGUUGUAAACAGAAUAGAAAUUAAUGCCUCGAAGCUGAGAUCCUUUGAAUUCACGGGCUGUGUAAGUUCUAUCUGUCUAAAGAAUGUCCCUCUUCUGGAAAAAGUAUCUCUGAUAGGUGACGAGUCUUCUAUGGAGGCAGAGAAUUUUGGUUUUGUAAAGUUUUUCGAGUCUUGCUCUGCUCUCGAGCACCUCAUCUUCAACUACAGUUAUAACGAGGUAGAUGUUGCUUCAUGACUUCAUUGUUAUGCACUUUCACAGAUGGAACUUCUUUGGGUUGACUCAUCUUGAAUUUUGGUAUUUCUUUUGCCCUAGAUGGCUCUUGACAAACAAGACGAAGUAGCAACAAGGCUUCCCUUUGAUGUUAACUCUGUCAAACGAUUUUACCUGCCUCAGAUUAUUCUGGAGGGAUCAUAUAAGUUCGCUCGUGCUCUCUGCUUGAUAAGAAGCUUCCUACAUUUAGAAUAUCUCGAAAUUGAGGUUGGCAAUGAAUAUGAUAUUACUGCUCUAGAAUGUCUCGAAAUGGAACGUUUCUCAGAUGUGACAUUUAAUCAUCUCAGGGAAGUUAAGAUAAAAUGCUUUAGGGGAACAACGCCUGAGAUGCAACUUAUCAAGCUUUUAUUUGCCAAGUCCCCACUGUCGCUGAGAAUGCUAAUUGAUACAUGGUUUCUAGAUCACAAAACUCUUGACACAAGAUUAGAUACACUGGCUGAGCUAUCAAAAUUUUGGCGUGCAUCACCUAAAGCAGAAGUAGUUUACAUAGAUUGUAGUCUUAAAAUGAGAUCAUGAUAUUUGGCUGAAAUGUUUUGGAAGUUAAAACUGAAUAAAGAGAAACAAACGCCGAUGUUGCAGUAUAACAUUGUGUUUUGUUGUGCCGUAAUAUAAGAUAAAGAGACGAGUGU
Nicotiana tabacum (common tobacco) is the source of this 1287-nucleotide messenger RNA. NCBI's taxonomy places the organism in Eukaryota, Viridiplantae, Streptophyta, Magnoliopsida, Solanales, Solanaceae. The record is from RefSeq and is a predicted model, not a curated record.